CAGCACGUGCACUCAACAGUGGGCGUGCAACUUGGCUCCGUCUACUGAUCUCAAUAUCAUGCUUUUGUCAACUGUAGGAUUUAAGAGAUAUGAACACGGUGGCACUUACAUACCUUAGAUUUGUCGAGCGCUGGAACAAAGAGUCCGAUGUCUUAGUACAAAUAAGUGAUUUCAUACCAGACUACGAAGGUCCUGUCAGAAAGCUGGAAUUGGAGGUACUGUGUAGUGUUUCGUGGCGGAAAGGUAGCAUGGAUAUCUGCUGUGAAUGGUCGGGAGACGUUUCACUGAUAGAACGAUUCGACACUGCCUAACUGGAUGAACAAUUCAGCCUACCAACAUGCAAGCUAUCCAGCGUUAUAACAAGAACAUUCGGGAGAGAUCUACCCUGCCUAACAUAUUGCCGUCACAUCAACGUCUUCGCCAGGAACUGCGUGCAGGUAAGGAGGAUGAGGGCAGACAGGUGAGCCGACAGCUUCAACACACAGUUGUGGGACUGGCCAUGUCCAAGCAGCAGCUGUCUAUCCCCCAGGCUCUACCCAUGAGGAGGGGGUCAUCCAACCAAAGCCUCUCAGGGUCUAGCAUACUCAGUGCGUCAGACCGGAGGGGGUCUGGAGCAACGAGGAGGGGUUCCCGCGGGUCACUGAAAAGAAACUCACUGCCCCUUGGGUCGAUGGGAGUGAGGCAGUGGAUGAGAAGGCCGCAUCCCCGGGACAGACUCACUGAGACAGAGGAGGCGGAGAGGGCCAGGAAGCUGCUGGGAAAAUUCCGGAUGUGGGCUCGCGUGGUUCGAACCUUCUGUCACCUGUUCAGUAGAUGUAGUGUCCUUGAGAGCAGCGACUCCAACAGCCCCUACUACGCCCAGCUGGACACCAUCGAGAAGACCUCACUCGGCAUUGACAAGAAUCACUACAUUUUCUUUGACCCUGCUGACUAUAAGGCCAAUACUCAGAUGCGGAUGUCUAGGGAUGGCCAGAGAAUUCUGUCCAAGCCCCCAGACGACAGGACAGAGGAUGAAAUACACCAUGUGAUGAUAGCUCUGCGGGGAAUCGGUGCCAUAGAAGACCUACCAAUCAGAAUGCAGAAACAGCUUGCAAGAUACAGUACUUUCCAAGAAUUUGGAGCGAAACGGAUGAUUGUUAAGCAGCGUCAUCGACCCGAAUCCUUCUACUUCCUGCUCUUCGGCACAGUGAUGGUGGCCGUGCUGCAGGAGAGUGGAUACGCCAAGACAGCGGUGGAGCUCACAAGAGGGCACAGCUUCGGGGAAUUGGCUAUCAUGAGUGGCACCACCAGACAAUCCUCCGUCAUCACCAAGACCCACGUGGAGCUCCUCGCGGUCACGGAGGAGAACUACAGACGGAUCUUCAUGGUGGGUGGGAUACGGAACCUUCACGACCCCGACCAGCUGCAGUUCCUGGGGAAUCUGGCGUUCCUCCAGGACUGGCCAUUGGAGCUGCUGACACAGGCUGAUGCUAAGCUCGUCACCUUCUGCUACUUCCGGUGCAAGACUGUCAUGGUCAAGGACAGCAACUUCUCAGACUGGAUUUUUAUUGUCAAGUCGGGUUCAGUAACUGUGUUGAAGAAACUCGCCAAGGCUCAAACAACGCUGAACAAGAAAACAGGACGGUAUCACCAAGUUGCCAACACUGAUGGCUACGUGGCCUUCCAGAGCAACGCCCUCGCAUACGCCCGUUACCUUGCUUACAACAACAAGACAUUGCCAUCCCCGCUUACUUUGUCACUCAACUCAAGUUUCAACGCGGACAGUGACGUCACACAAUCGAAUGACGUCACUGAUGAGGUUGACCGAUUUCUGCGACGGGUGACACGAGUCAAUCGUCCAAUGACGUGUUCCCCUCGUAGGAAGUUGGGAGGUGUUGGCGGGCCCCGGAUAUCCAUGUCGGCUGUCUGUGGCGCACAGAAGAGAAAGCCUAGAAGUACCGAGAUGUCGACCUCCAACCCAUCAACGCCGACAUCAACCACCACAACAGAUGACAGUGACGUGCUUGACCUACACCCCGACCACAACAUACACGUCAACAGUGGCAGGAUCCGAACGUUCCUCGACGACCUUGAUGCUGGAUCAUCGUCAAAGCCGUCAGCAGUAACAGAAGCAGAUGUGAACCCUGAGUUCGUCCUGGUCCAGACUCUCACCAGGGGGCAGGCGUUUGGCCUGGCCCAGGUUGUCCUUGGCGACCAGCCGAGUCUCAGCAUGGUGAGCAAUGGCGUGGAGUGUCUGAUGAUCAACAAGCGCUUCUAUCUUGACCACUGUCCUCCAGCGUUGCUCAGGCGACUCAAGACCCAGGUUUCUCCUUAUCCCAGUGACGAGAGGCUUCAGGGGGACCUGGUGGUGCGCGCGGACUGGGAGGUGUACAAACAACGUGUGACCGCAGAGGUGUUAGUCAACAGACCCCAUUCCAUUAAUCAACCACAAGAAUACAAUCUAGCUUGAUCUGAAGAGUAGCUAUCCUGCUCGUGUCUUGGGCAUCCUCGUCAACAGAUCUCAUCCCUUAUACGUCACGAGAACAGCUUCGUACAAGUUUAAAUCGUACACGCUUAUGUCCUUCUGGUUUCUUCUGAAGAAUACCGCUGUCCCCCAACAACUCCAGCUAGAGGGAUAUGACGAUGCAGUGCUGCCCAGUUGGUGGAAGUGGUGGACUGUAUAAUCCACGUUUCUUGUCACAUUUGUCAAGUCCUGGUCAGCGAACGCCCAUGUUAGAUUCGGAUCUAGAGGACAGAGGCUUUCAACGGGAUGUGCUUCUUUGAAAAUCUCAGGUCGUCACGUGACUUGAUUCAAAAUGACAUGUGUAAGGAUAGAUUAAUAAACAGUGAAUGGAGGCUGUUUGCGCCGUCAGCAAUAUUCCAUCUAUAUUAAGGCGGUCUGUAAAUAACCCAUCCCGGACCAGGCAAUCCAAAGCGAAAGCAUGAACAAAGGUCCACGUCAUCGUGUACGAUGACAUACAAUUUUCAAUGUUAUAGAGCCUGACCACCCGAUCCUGUACACUAUUGACACUCUUGCGACACUCGUGGGGUACGGAAUCUCCACAGGGGCACACAAAUAUUCAGAAGCAAAGUUUCAUCGGUGGCAAAGAGGUACGCACGUCGCUAGUAACCCAAACUGUAUUGGACACGGGGCACCAGAACAGAUUAUACCCAGGUAGAUUAAUGAGACCGAGAGUUUGGCGACGAUUUGACGUGAACUCACCUUCAAACCGGUGCUAUUUAUGUACCAUUGGUACAUUCUUGGUGGAACAUUCUCAUUACAAUAGUGAGCGAAUUAAUGUGGCUUCAUCACUAUUGCAGCUACUGAUGACGAUGAAGCAGUGGUAAAUAUGCGAGAUUCCCUGUGAACCUGGUGGAAGUGUACAUGUGUAUGAAAUGAAUAUUUGGCACCUGCUGAUCCCCACCUUUGUAUUUUGUUCACAUCUGUAUACCUUUAAAAAUGUAUUUGUUCUACUAUUUGAAUCGAAUUAAUAAUAUAU
Messenger RNA from Haliotis rufescens (red abalone), 3479 nucleotides. RefSeq lists its product as uncharacterized. The transcript is spliced from 20 exons. The coding region runs from base 338 to 2449 and encodes 703 amino acids. NCBI's taxonomy places the organism in Eukaryota, Metazoa, Mollusca, Gastropoda, Lepetellida, Haliotidae. The record is from RefSeq and is a predicted model, not a curated record.